Molecule: messenger RNA, 5130 nt
Organism: Camponotus floridanus (Florida carpenter ant)
Lineage: Eukaryota; Metazoa; Arthropoda; Insecta; Hymenoptera; Formicidae
Exons: 1
Coding region: 1-5130 (1709 amino acids)
Biological process (GO): proteolysis; DNA integration
Molecular function (GO): nucleic acid binding; aspartic-type endopeptidase activity
Source: RefSeq, a predicted model, not a curated record
AUGAGUGCCGAUUUGAAGGCGUUGUUGGAAGCGCAAAACGACUUCCACGGGCGAAUGUCCCGCUCCGUGGACAAUCUGCGCAAGAUGGGCGUCUCGAGCAUCACGGCCGAAGCAGUCCAGGCUCGCCUCCGCAUCCUCGACACGCUGUGGACCAAAUUUGAGGCUCAUCAUGACCUCAUCAGGACAACUCUGAAAGAUAAAUAUCUCGAGAGUGAGUACGCUAAGGCAGACUUUAUCGAUAUCGCGGAAUCAACUUACGUGUCUCAGCGAAGCAUACUUGUCGAAUACGCGAACAGUCUCAAAGACGAGGCGUCGAUCACGCCCAAGACCGAGCGCCAAGAGCAGACGCUCAAAACUUCGUUGCCGCGGAUCAAGCUCCAGUCGUUCUCUGGGGCAUACGGAGAUUGGCCCGCGUUUCGCGACAUCUUUCAGUCCAUCGUCGGCAGCAAUGCGUCCAUCUCCGACGUGGAAAAGCUGCACUAUCUCCGCACGAGCUUGCAGGGUCCUGCGGAAAAGCUAAUUAGAUCGUUGCCAAUCGUCGGGGGCAAUUACGAGCGAGCCUGGUCCAUCCUCAGCUCACAUUAUGAGAACAAGCGGGAACUCAUUCGCGCCAACUUCGCCGCUUUCAACGCCGUGGCAAGAAUGAAAGCCGCGACUGCCGACGAGCUUAGCCGCGUUUAUAAUGCAGCCACCACUGCCAUUAAUGCUCAGGAGAGCAUUGCCAGGCCAAUAGACACGCACGGAAUGGACCUCUUUAACUACUUACUUAUCGAGCGAUUCGAUGCGCAAACCCGGAUGCAAUGGGAGUCCUCCAUCCGCGACUCCGUCGACCCGCCAAGUAACGACGUGCUUAUGGACUUCAUCGCGAAGCAAAUCCUGACACUGAACGCCGUGCAGCCAGCCACCGUCGCGAAAUCCGGAGAAGCUUCCCGGUCCGCGAAGUCACACUUCGUGAAGCGCGCUUCGGACUCCUCAGUUUGCGCCGUCUGCAAAGAGAAACAUUCCGUUAUGCAGUGCGCGACGUUUAAGGCCAAGACCGCGACCGAACGGAAAACCCUGGUGGAGGCGCACAAGCUCUGCUUCAACUGCCUCGGGAACUGCCACUUCCUAGCGAAAUGCCAAUCGACGAAAACGUGCUUCACAUGUAAGGCACGACACUACACUAUGCUGCACGACGCGUACUCGCAAGCCGACGGAGCAGCUUCGUUGUCCGCCACGCACUUCGCGUCGGACCGCAAGGCGAUCCUUCUCGCCACCGCUCGGGUCACCAUCAAGGACCAUCUGGGGAGACCGCACGACGUUCGAGCGCUUAUUGACCAAGGGUCCGAGGUCUCUCUGGUCACGGAGGCUCUGGCCCAGCGGUUGCGUCUGCCGCAGGACCGCUCCUCGAUGAAGAUAGCCGGGAUCGGAGGAGCAACCGGAGCAACUCGCGGACGGCUGUCAAUGACGCUGUCUUCCCCAAUCACUGGAGCAGCAUUCCCGGUGCAGGCGUACGUUCUCCCGCGUCUCUCGACGUACCAGGGGCCCGUCGUGCGAUCCGGCAUCACCUGGCCUCACCUACGCGGCCUCCCGCUAGCCGAUCCACAAUACCUAGACCGAGAUCCGAUCGAGAUAUUGCUCGGCGCGGACGCUUACUCCGCCAUCCUCCAGGAUGGGCUCCGCAAAGGACGUAAGGACGAGCCAAUAGCGCAAAGGACCUCACUCGGAUGGAUCUUGUCGGGCGGUCAUCGAGCCACGACACAAGCCGGCCACACCGCCCAUCAAUGUACGGUCGAUCACGAGCUGAACGAUCUCGUGAAGCUCUUCUGGGAGCAGGAAAAGGAACCUGUCGCUCCCGUCGCGCUCACUCCUGAGGAGAAAAGAUGCGAAGACAUCUUCGCCCGCGAGCACUCACGCACUAACGCCGGGCGGUACAUGGUGAGGCUUCCCUUCGCCGGAACUGCACCCUCUCUGCCAGAAACCCGCCGGCCGGCCGAGCGUUUGCUCCACGCCAUGGAGCGCCGCUGCGAGAAGGACGCUCGAUUCGGCAACCUCUACCGCAGCUUCAUGAAGGACUUCGAGGACCUGCAACACAUGGAAGCUGUAACUUCAUCAUCACAACGAGAAGAUACCGCACGGUGCUACUUACCGCAUCACGGAGUGUUGCGAGAGACGAGCACCACUACGAAGCUCAGGGUUGUAUUCAACGGCUCUCAGCUCACAACCUUGGGCACCUCACUGAACGCCAGCCUACUGACGGGAGCCAACCUCUUGCCAGCUCUCGCGGACGUGCUGCUUCGUUGGCGCUGGCACCACUAUGUCUUCGUGGCGGACAUCGAGAAGAUGUACCGCCAAAUCCUCAUCCACCAGGACGACCGCGAUCAUCAGCGGAUACUGUGGCGGCACAGUGCCGCCGACGACAUCCGCGAAUACCGCCUACAAACGGUCACGUAUGGCUUGGCGUGCGCGCCGUUCCUUGCCAUACGGACCUUGCACCAGCUCGCCGAUGACGAGGGUACACGUUUCCCGCGGGGAGCUGCCGCGCUGCGCCACGAUACCUACGUGGACGACAUCGUGACCGGCGCCGGCACCCUUUCGGAAGCCACUUUAGCCCAGCGAGAGCUCCGCGGCCUCUGCAUGGCGGGCGGGUUUCCGCUUCGGAAGUGGGCGACGAACGACCUCCGCAUCCUGGACGGCGUUCCGCACGAGCACCGGCUCACCCACUCACCUCACUCGUGGUUUCACGAAAGCCACACCACGCUAGGUCUUCACUGGCAUCCGGCCGGUGACCACUUCACCUUUUCACAACAGGCGCGUCACUUCGAUGAACUCACUAAACGACGCGUGCUGUCUGAGACCGCUCGAAUGUUCGACCCGCUGGGCUGGCUCACUCUGGUCACGAUGCGAGCAAAAAUCUUAAUCCAGUCCGCCUGGCUCCAGAAGUUAGACUGGGAUGCUCCUCUUCCAUCAACGGACGCACUUGCUUGGAAGAGCCUGCUCACUCAACUCCCACGCCUCAACGAGAUAAGGGUAUCUCGUUGGCUCGGCAGCGACGGUUCGCACUCACAUGUUGACCUCCACGGAUUCGCCGACGCAUCGGAGCGAGGAUACGCCGCCGUGGUGUACCUCCGCUCCUCCACUCAAAAGGGCACCACGAUCCACUUGCUCAACGCGAAGGGCAAGGUCGCCCCCGUGAAGCCCGUGUCCUUGCCGCGACUCGAGUUGUGCGCUGCCGCCCUCUUAACGAACCUCGUUGCUCACACGCGCACUUUAUUGAGUCUGUCCGCAGCCCCCGUCUUCCUCUGGUCAGAUUCCAAGGUCACACUUCAUUGGAUUCACGGUCACGCCUCCCGCUGGAAGACCUACGUGGCCAACAGGGUGUCUCUGAUCCAAGAGCAACUGCCCGAAGCCCGAUGGCGACACGUGCCGGAAAGGGACAACCCGGCUGACUGCGCCUCCCGAGGCAUCCUGCCUGACGACCUGGUCGAUCAUCUUCUCUGGUGGACCGGACCAUCCUGGCUCCUAGAGGACGAGGCGAGGUGGCCAAGUGACGAUGGCGCCCUGCUGGACGCUGACUUGCCGGAGCGUAGAGCCGUCGCCUCACUGGCGGCUGCCGUCAAGGACGUUUCUGAGUCGGCCUUCCUUCUCCGGUUCUCAUCGCUGCACCGGCUCCUCAGAGUGACCGCCUGGUGUCUUCGAUGGCGACGAAACGGCACCCGGAGACCUCGCGGCACCACUGAUACCGCACGAUCACUCGAAGCUUGCGAAAUCGAAACCGCACUCACUCGCUGGAUUCACACCACUCAGGCACUGCACUUCCACGAUGAAUUCGACGCACUACGCAAAGAACGUGCCUUGCCACCGCGGAGUCCGCUCACGAGUCUGAAUCCGUUCAUCGAUGACAGCGGAGUGAUGCGUGUCGGAGGACGACUGAAACACGCCAUGCUGUCUCACGACGAGCGGCAUCCCAUUAUAAUUCCGCCGGAAUCCAGGCUGACUCACCUGAUGGUCGAUUCCUGUCACCGGCGAACCCUGCACGGAGGAGUGCAGCUCACCCUCGGGUUGCUGCGCCAACGGGUCUGGAUCCUGCGUGGUCGAGCGGUCGUUAAACGGGUCAUCCACCGAUGCGUCACCUGCACGCGAUGGAAAGCCGCCGCUCCACAACCGAUGAUGGGCAAUCUCCCCCGAGAGCGAGUGACUCCUGCACGCCCGUUCCUGCGCACCGGAGUCGACUACGCCGGCUUGAUCUUCAUCCGGACCAGCAAGGGGCGAGGCCACAAGGCGAGCAAGGGCUUCAUGUCAGUCUUUGUCUGCCUCAGUACCAAGGCCGUUCACCUCGAGGCAGUCACUGACUACUCGGCAGAGGCAUUCCUGGCCGCCUUCCGCCGCUUCGUCUCCCGGCGAGGCCUCUGCCAUGAAAUCUUCUCCGACUGCGGCACGAACUUCGUCGGGGCGGAUCGAGAGCUACGAAAACUGUUUCGCGCUUCCUCCUCCGACGGCCGUCGGAUAGCUCUCGCUACAACCUCCGACGGCGUGAGAUGGAGAUUCAACCCCCCGGCAGCUCCACACUUCGGCGGACUCUGGGAGGCAGCCGUAAAAUCCACGAAGCACCAUCUCCGCAGGGUCAUCGGCGAGGCCACCCUCACCUACGAGGAGAUGGCGACGCUCCUCGCUCAGGUGGAGGCGUGCCUGAAUUCACGCCCGUUACAGCCGCUGACGGACGACCCCGACGACGUGACGGCACUCACACCCGGGCACUUCCUGAUCGGAGCGCCCCUUCUGGCCGUCCCAGAACCGCCCUUCACCGCCGAGAAGGACACUGCACUCUCCCGGUGGCGACUUCUCCAGAAGAUGCGCGACCACUUCUGGGAACGGUGGUCGCGCGAAUACCUGGGCACCCUGGCCGCAAGACCGAAAUGGACCAGGGAUGAGACCGGCCCCAGCAUCGGCGACUUGUGCCUACUCCGGUCCGAAAUCACACCCCCGACCAGAUGGCCGCUCGCCCGCAUCACGGCACUGCACCCCGGAGACGAUGGAAUCACCCGCGUGGUCACCCUCCGCACGGCGACGUCGAAGUUCACUCGGCCACUCGCGAAAAUCGUCCUCCUGCCGGGGGCCGACACCGCAGCACCAACAACUCCGGUUUCGUGA